CUUCCCAUGGAUAGAAACAAUUAAGUGCCUGUGGUCUUGAGUGAAAAUUAUUCUGGACACAGAAUCCUGAAAGGAAUAACACUUGAACUAUUGAUGUCAUGCAACAAUCACAUUUCGAUUGUACAUUCUGACAGACUUUAAUUUCCUCUUGUGAAGUCAAUACAUUUAAGCAAAUGGCCAUAUGAUGUCCAGUAAUGGCUAGCAAAUAGUGAAAAGGUCUAUAGCAACCAUUAUGAACUUCAUACACCUAUUAUAGCUAGGUGUCUGCCAUCAGCCACUAAUGAAAUAAAUUAACAAGUGUAAAACAAUUCAAUCUACAAAUGUAUUGAACUUAAACAGCCUGGUUUAUGUUCAAAAUAAAUAUACAGCAACAAACUACAACCACUGCAUUAAAGGCUCGAUCCUGACUAAGGCUGACUUGGGACAGCACACAACAUAAGACCAAACUAUAAAAAUCAGUUGAAAAGGGCUUAACUCAUCAGAUUGAUACAAAGAAAAUUCAAUUAAGAUCUUAUAAUUGUGUAUUUUGGAAAAAGGGUUAGAUUAUGUUUAAAGUAUUAUUUUAUUUUCAGACAAUUAUAUUGAUGAAGACAGCCAUGACGUAUAAUUUGAAGCAAAUAAAAGAAUCUGUUAAAGUGAACUGAAGACAAUAUGGCAGAUGGUAUCUUCCAUGAUUUCUUUGGUGGAUUAAUUUCUGGGUCUGCAGGAGUAUUAGUUGGUCAUCCAUUUGAUACAGUUAAGGUCCAGCUGCAAGUUCAAGCUAGAGGCAAUAGUUACAAGAAUGUUUGGGAUUGUAUCUCUACUAUAAAGAAACAAUCAUGGUCAAAGGGAUUUUUCAGAGGUCUGUCCUGGCCUAUGUUAUCAGCAGGAGUUAUAAACUCUGUGUUUUUUGGAUCAUACAACCAGAUACUUAAAGUCAUGGGUACCAGUGCAGACAAACAACAUGACCAUCCAGAUUAUCUAAAAAUAGCUAUUGCCAGUGGAAUGGCAGGUGUUUUCCAGCUAAUAAUAGCUUGUCCUAUUGAAGUUAUUAAAGUUGUCUUACAGUCACAAAUACCUCAUGGCAACAACAAAGGUCUGAAAUUCUACAAAGGACCAAUUGAAGGUGUGGUUGACAUAGUAAAACACAGAGGCUUUUCUGGAAUGUUUCGAGGAAUGUCUUCACAGCUACCGAGAGAUGUUAUUGCUAGCACCAUAUAUUUUACAGUGUUUGAAUUUUCAUCUUAUGAAGGCAACAGACAUUUAAAGACUGUUCCACAUCCAGUUAUAAACUUCAUGGCAGGAGGGCUGGCUGGUGUUGUAAGCUGGGCGACCAUUGUGCCUUUUGAUGUACUUAAAAGUCGAAUGCAAGCUGAUGUUGACAAAAAAUUGUACCAUAAUUUUAUGGAUUGUGUAAUUAAAACAUAUCAGGAAGGUGGUAUUAAGAUAUUUUAUCGUGGAAUAGGUGUGAUAUGUUUACGUGGUUUUCCAGUUAAUGCCGUUACUUUGAUGGUAUAUGCUGAAUACAUGAAAUUAUUUGAUGCAAAAUUUUUGCCAUAAAAUUUUUUGAUUGAUAGGAAAUCCAAAUUAUAUAGGAUAUCCAAAUUUUAUACUAAAUAUAUUAAUCCAGUUUAUGCUACAUGUAUUACCUUUCAAUUAAAAAACAUAAUUAGAAUUAUGAAAAAAAUAAAGUAAAUGUAUGCCAGUAUUUUAACUGUCAUAUAAAUACCCUGUAAUAUUUUUAAAUGAAAGAAGGGCAUUUAUUAUAGAAAUAAAUUUCUUAUAUUCUUUCAUUCAAAAGACCAAAGAAAGUUUAAUUAUCAUGAUUAUUGAAAAAUUAAAGAAGUUAAGAAUUUAUAGCAACUUACUCCAAAAGUUUUUUAAUUUUUUUUGCUACUACCCGGUAGAUGUUUUAUAUACAAAUAUGCCUAGGCCAUUAUAACAAAAUUCCUUAAUUCUAAAUCAUCUUUAUCAAAAAAUGGGCUAUGGGGCAAAUUCUUUUUAUAUUUUUCCCAGAUAUUUUUAGAAAUAAAAAUAAACUAACUUCUUGCAAUUUUAUCUUCAUUUAUUUAUUAAAAUGUUCUCAGCGAAAAUGGUAAAAACAAUUAAAAAAAAUGGUCACAAUUUUCCCAAAAGGUGGAUUACCCAAAUAAGGCAAAAAAACAAAAAAAAACUCCUUGAUUCUCAUUCAAAACAAUUUUCACUUACUGAAAUUUGACAUGGAGAAUUUGGAAAAGCAUAUUAUACCUACUUGUUGAAAUAGUAGUGAAAUAGUAAGAUGUUUCUUAGGAUUUGUGAAUUUUUGCAUAAUGUAUGUUUUUACAGUCAAUCCUUUCCCCAAAUUUCAAAAAUAUUAUUUUUUAGAACAGAAAACAAUUGUUACACCUUUUUAUGCCUACAUAUCAGUAUUUUGUCCCGUCUGUGAUGAAAAAUGCAAAAUGCGAAACAUACAGUCACCUAUCCGUGAUAGUGUAAACUAUUUUGUAUAGAGCUUUAUAUUUCAGAAGGUCGAAGGUUAAAAAAAAUCUGGUGAUGGUUGUAUAAUAUAAACUUCAGUUUUUGUUGUUUAUUAAGUGCCAUAUUAUAGGAAGUAUUGUUAUGUUAUUAAUUGGAAAUGUUUUAUAUUAACCCUUUCCGGGCAAUGAUGCCUUGAGUCAUGGCCUCUCAUGCACCGAAUGAUGCCUUGAAUUCUGGUGGUUGUGGGUGAUUAAUUAGGAUGUAUCAUUAAUAUGUAUAUUUGAUUGAAAAUGGUCAUGUUCAGAAAACAAGCUUCGUGUUCCAACCCUUCAUAUUUUAGUAUAAUCAUGCAAUAUAUUCUAAAAACAAUAGGUUUCUUAGUUUCCUUUAAGCUACUUUUUGGUUCAGAAAAGUUGGAGAUAGCAAGAAAAUGGCUGAAAAUAUGCCACCAUUUUUGUAAAUGAAGAUAAAACAUUGAAGAAACGUCUCAGUAGUACAGAAAAGUAUUUUGAUGUUUAAUGAACUAUUUUUUACAGUCUCUGUUAAUUUUAUUCACUACUUUUUCAGAUUUGGGUGACUUUCCUAACUGAAUAGUUUUAUUUCCGCAACUUUGUGUGGCCUAUUCUAAUUUCCACUCACAGUUUCCCUGGCCUGAAUCAAUUUCACAUGUGCAAUGAGAAAAAUGGACAUUUUUAUGCCCCUCCUAGGGGCAUUAUGUUUUUCAUUCUGUGCGUCCGUUCGUCUGUCCAUCUGUCCCGCUUCAGGUUAAAAGUUUUUGGUCAAGGUAGUUUUUGAUGAAGUUGAAGUCCAAUCAACUUGACACUUAGUACACAUGUUCCCUAUGAUAAGAUCUUUCUAAUUUUAAUGCCAUAGAGUUUUGACCCCAAUUUCACGAUCCACUAAACAUAGAAAAUGAUAGUGUGAGUGGAGCAUCCGUGUACUAUGGACACAUUCUUGUUUUUAAAUAAAUGUUUUAUAUUUUUUUUAUAUUUUUGUAUUCAGAGCUAAUUUGUCAUUUAUAUGCAUGCAGAUUUUUAUUGUUUUGUAAACAGGAUAGCUGUUUAAAAUAUGAACCAUUCAUUUAUAUACUUAUAUUUAUAAUGAAUUGUAUUUAGUUAUUUUAAAGGAUACAUCUUUUACUUUACACCAAGUUAGUUGAAUUUUUUCAUGUACACGUACGAAUCAGUUUUGGAUUUUUUGUUGUAAUUUUAGAACUGAAUUGGAAUGUUUUCAUUGAUCAUUUGGAAAGCAAAACUCUUCAUUUGAAAAUUCAAGACACCUGUAGGGAGAGUAUCACAUUCUUAACACAAUAAAGAACAACAAAAUAUUCUUUAAAGGGAUCUUUAAGUGAUAUUUGGUGUGGCUUAACUUCUGAUUUUACCCUAUAUGCCCCUGUACCAUUGACUCUAAAAAUUAUCUGCCCUUCUUCAUUUCCACUCACCUAUUAUUAGAUCCAACAGUUUUCAGCUCACCUGGCCACCAUGUUUUUGACAUGAAAAAAUCCUGUCACACAUAUAUGUAAAUUUUAUAUCCAGUAGUUAGUUGUUUUCUAUAACAUUAUAUAAUGAUAUAAAAGUAAUGUUGAUCCAAUCAUUUAAAUUGUUAUUGUUAUUUUGUUGAAUCGUUUUUUUUUUAGAGUUUAUGGUUGAUGAUUAAUUUUGUAUUGAUUUAUAUUAAAUGAUUAAAAUAUUUUCUUUUAA
Messenger RNA from Mytilus californianus (California mussel), 4136 nucleotides. RefSeq names its product solute carrier family 25 member 48-like. Gene Ontology annotation, molecular function: transmembrane transporter activity. Gene Ontology annotation, cellular component: mitochondrion. Bases 652 to 1539 code for a protein of 295 amino acids. Gene Ontology annotation, biological process: transport. The transcript is spliced from 5 exons. The record is from RefSeq and is a predicted model, not a curated record. Lineage: Eukaryota; Metazoa; Mollusca; Bivalvia; Mytilida; Mytilidae.